Homarus americanus (American lobster) is the source of this 663-nucleotide messenger RNA. Its product is annotated as dnaJ homolog subfamily C member 21-like. The transcript has a single exon. Gene Ontology annotation, cellular component: cytoplasm. Lineage: Eukaryota; Metazoa; Arthropoda; Malacostraca; Decapoda; Nephropidae. The coding region runs from base 1 to 663 and encodes 220 amino acids. The record is from RefSeq and is a predicted model, not a curated record.
AUGACUUCCCCCUGGAAAACACUGGGAGUUACUUUUAACGCUUCCGAAACAGAGAUCCGACAGGCUUACCUUCGUCUGGCACGACAAUGCCAUCCAGACAAGAACCCCAACGACCCUAAGGCCACAAAAACUUUUCAAAAGUUACAAGAUGCCUAUGAAGUGCUGCGCAAUGGUCACUUCUUGGACAGGGGCUCCAGUGACACAACCCCCGAGACCCAGGAGACGACACCCAAACGAAUGCCCACUUUCGUAUGCAGACCUCAAGUGACAGUAAAUCUGUCAAUAAACCGUUCAAGUAAGUCAUACUCCGGCCACCCAGACUCCAACGCCAAGUUUUACAGCGUUUUCCAGAAGCUCUUCCGAGAGAUCUCUUUCUGGGAGAUGAAAUGCAAACAAAACACCAGCAAGCUGCCACCACCAAGCUUUGAACGAAGCUCCACCCCAUUAAAAGAUGUCAAAACCUUUUAUAAAUACUGGGCCGAAUUUUCCACCAAAAUGUACGUGCGGCCAAAGGGCACGCACAAUUGGGUGCUCAUCUCCACUAAACCUCCCUCAAAAACCAGCGUAAAAUCUGUUCAGCAACAUCGGGAACAGUUCAACACCGAAGUUCGCUCUUUGGUGAACUUCUUACUAAAGCAAGAUGAACGGCUGAACCAAAAAUGA